AGAUGACGUACGUCCAACCAAGAGGGCCUCGCUUUCCUACCGGAAUUCCCCAACCUUUACUUGGCCUGGAUUUUGCGGACGUGGUGCGCUUAGGUCCGAGCAGCAAUAUACGGAGUAUCCUUUAGAAAAGGCAAGCCGCGUGUGCCGGCCAUUUCCGCCAGUGAAGAUGGUGGGUGCAGCAGAGCAAAGACAACCAGAGGGGAUAGUCUUCGAUGGGAAGUCGGCUGAGCUCCGGAGUGCACACCUUCUGAGCCCCAAACCGCCAUUAAUGGCGGAACUCAUCUGGCCCGAGGUUGAGCUGCAGCAGCAGCAGGGGAAAACCGCACUAAUCAGCGAGGUGGAUUUGUCCACCGCAACGACGUCGGUCAGGUGCUCCGGCCUGAUGAAAAAGCCUUGGCUAGGGUGACGAAGUUCGGGGCAGUCCGGAGUUCGCAUUCCACCUUCGUCUUAGAGCAGCGUAGCCACCGGCCGGGGUCGGCCAUAGUUGCUCCUUCCAAUUAUUUCUCGAUCUCGAUCUGUCCAGCAUUUUUUUUUUUCACUUCGUAUCUUCUUCUUCCUUUUGCUUCUCAGAAUACCUUUUCUUUGCAAAACAACUGAAGAACACAUGUAAUCUUUUUGGACAGCUUCCCACAGACGGCGCCAGUGUUGAGUUUAAUCCAACACGAUAUAGUAAAUAUAUGUAUAAAUGUGUAUGAACAAACUAUUUUUACGUGGAAACCCAAAAGGGAGAAAACCACGGGACUUUGUAGGCUAAUGUCCAAG
Cuscuta epithymum is the source of this 762-nucleotide messenger RNA. The record is from the annotation of a GenBank genome assembly. NCBI's taxonomy places the organism in Eukaryota, Viridiplantae, Streptophyta, Magnoliopsida, Solanales, Convolvulaceae.